Phragmites australis (common reed) is the source of this 1516-nucleotide messenger RNA. RefSeq names its product probable methyltransferase TCM_000336. Bases 165 to 1304 code for a protein of 379 amino acids. Gene Ontology annotation, biological process: methylation. Gene Ontology annotation, molecular function: S-adenosylmethionine-dependent methyltransferase activity. The transcript has 5 exons. The record is from RefSeq and is a predicted model, not a curated record. Lineage: Eukaryota; Viridiplantae; Streptophyta; Magnoliopsida; Poales; Poaceae.
AAGGCAGCGCUAGCUCUAGCUCCUCUGCUAACCGAGUGACCAGCCAGUCGAGGGGGAGAGACCACCAGUCCAGCAGUAGAUACUAUACUGUCUGAAGAAGUCCGAAAUCCCAAGGAAGAAGGUAUUGAUUCUUCAAGUCCAGACUACCAGUGAGAGGCAAGGAAAUGGCGUCCUCACUGCUCCACUGCUCCGACAAGCUCCCGUUCAUGGACGUGGAGACCAUCCUCCACAUGAAAGAAGGCCUUGACGAGACCAGCUACGCGCAGAACUCCUCGCUUCAGAAGAGGGGCAUGGACACGCUGAAGAGCCUCAUCAUCGACUCUGCGACGGGUGUGUACAUCUCGCAGAUGCCGGAGAGGUUCACGGUGGCCGACCUCGGCUGCUCCUCGGGCCCGAACGCGCUCUGCCUGGUGGAAGACAUUGUCGGGAGCAUCGGCAGGGUGUGCUGCCGGUCGUCGCAGCCGCCGCCGGAGUUCUCGGUUCUCCUCAACGACCUCCCGACGAACGACUUCAACACCAUCUUCUUCAGCCUGCCAGAGUUCACCGGCAAGCUGAAGGCCGCCGCCAAGUCCGACGAGUGGGGCCGGCCGAUGGUGUUCCUGUCCGGCGUGCCGGGGUCCUUCUACGGGAGGCUAUUCCCCAGGAAGAACGUGCACUUCAUCUGCUCCUGCUCCAGUCUGCACUGGCUCUCCCAGGUCCCUCUUGGGCUUUUCGAUGAGAUGAACAGGCCGAUAAACAAGGGGAAGAUGUACAUAUCGAGCACGAGCCCACUUGCCGUGCCAGCGGCCUACCUGAGGCAGUUCCAGAGAGACUUCAACCUGUUCCUCAAGUCGCGCGCCGCCGAGGUCGUCCCUGGCGGCCGGAUGGUGCUCGCCAUGCUCGGCAGGCAAACCGAGGGCUACAUCGACAGGAGGACGACCUUCCUCUGGGAGCUCCUCUCCGAGUCGUUCGCCGCGCUGGUGUCACAGGGGCUGGUCGAGCAGGAGAGGGUGGACGCGUACAACGUACCGUUCUACGCGCCGUCGAUACAGGAGAUGGAGGAGGAGGUGCGGCGGGAAGGGUCGUUCAGACUGGACUACGUGCAGACGUACGAGAUCAACCUGAGCAGCAGCGGCGACGCCAAGGAGGACGGCAGGACGGUGUCAAUGGCGAUCCGGGCCAUCCAGGAGUCCAUGCUCAGCCACCACUUCGGGCCAGACAUCGUGGACGCGCUGUUCCACAGGUACACGGAGCUGGUCACCGAGUCCAUGGAGAGGGAGGAGGUCAAGAGCGCCCAGAUCGGGGUGGUCCUCACAAGGUUGUGACCUGUGAUUUCGAGACCGGUUUAUAGCCUGCAUUGCAUGACCCUGUUCUGCUGUGGUGUUGUGUUCAGUAUUGAGUAAUUGGUAACUAAUUUCAUGUGUAUCUAACUGAUAGGAUUUGGAUAGUGGAAGUCAAUUAACAAGUGUAGUUGAAUGUGAAGGGUAAAUAUAUCUUCCUAUGUGUCCUCCACUGCUAGUCUGCUCUUGAGAACCAC